Aspergillus steynii IBT 23096 is the source of this 1656-nucleotide messenger RNA. RefSeq names its product multidomain presynaptic cytomatrix related protein. Lineage: Eukaryota; Fungi; Ascomycota; Eurotiomycetes; Eurotiales; Aspergillaceae. Gene Ontology annotation, cellular component: phagophore assembly site. The coding region runs from base 173 to 1402 and encodes 409 amino acids. Gene Ontology annotation, biological process: autophagosome assembly. The record is from RefSeq and is a predicted model, not a curated record. The transcript is spliced from 7 exons.
CGUCUAUCUAUCUAGCCCGAUUUCCAUCCUUCAAGCUCUCUGAGAUCUACAGACAGCUCGCAGAAUAGACCCAGCCUCGAGCGAAUCAUAAUAUUCAGGAUCAUCGUAUCGUAUUAUUGAUCAGCACACAAGGUGCAGCCGCCACUGCUGGACAGUGACAAACCGCCGCAAGAUGACCUCGCUCAAUAAAUCAGGCGACACGCAGUUCACAGUCUUCAUCCGUCUCCCUUUCCCAAGGGGAGAUUUCGUUGACCCUCCUCCUGUCGAAUGGAACGCCGCCAAGGACCAAGCGCUCUGGGAUCUCCUAUCGCGGCCGUCAAAGGGAGAUGAUAUAGACUGGAAGGCACUGGCGGAGAGCUUUGACGUGACUCUGCAAUUCCUCCUGCAGCAGGCAGCAUGGCUGUACGAUCGGCAGCUCGCCCAGGUUCGGGCGCAAAUGCGUAAAGUGGGCGGCACCACGCAGUCAAACUCGCCGUCUCCGGCCCCGGGUUCUGUCUCGGGGAGCACGGCUCUGGGGAACCAGCCGAGUAAAGGGGCACCACCCAGUACCGGCUCGAGAGUGCCCCCUCGGCUGUCGUUACAGCAGAAGGAUAACCCUCCUCCUCGGGGUAUCGGAUCCCGUCGCACCAGUUCCACAACUACCGUCAACCAGAUCAAAGCCCUGCGAGACUCGCCACGGAUCGAAAAUGCAGCUGGCGAGCCGAAAGACCCAAGACGCGAAAGCUACGGUCGACGCCCAUCGACGAGUCGACGAGAGCAGGCGCUCAACGCCCCCGUCCACAAGUCGCCACCACUCGAAGAAGAAGACCUCUCGUCGAGCUCCUCCGAGUCCGAAUCCGACGACAACGAGGUGAUGGGCAGUCGGCGAGGCCAUCGGUUCCGGCCAUUCGGCCCUUUCUCAAUGCAUCGGCCGGGAUUGAGGGAUGACGACGAGGAUGAGGACGAAUCCCCGGCUUUUGUACCCCUGUCUCCCGAACUCGAGCCAGCCCAGCGUGAAGCGCCUGUAUCGGAUCUCAACGCUACCCUCCGCGACGAGCCUGCCGAUGCGCGACGACGUAUGGUGAACCCAUCUCAGGUUCAAAGACAGCCGUUUACGACCGAGUCACCCGCUAGUUCAAUCAGUUCUGGAUACCCUGCCGACCGACGCCGACGUGCAGACCAAGGCAGCGGGCCAUUGAGUCCCCGGCGGACAGAGUUGGGAUACAGCCCGCGAAGGUCUGUCACCUCCGGAAGAGAGGCCAGCGACGGCACCCCCAGCAUGGGAAGUAGCUACAGUGAUCUGGAUGAUGCAAGCGUGACCCAGUCCGCACUCGAGGAGGCUCUCAUGAGCAACAUGCAGCAUGGCGGGAUGGCCAGCCGAAUGAGUACGUUCAGCCAAGCUCUACGGAGUCGGUAUUUGUAAGUAGUGCGGAGAGUAGGACAGGGGGUGAAUUUGAUGGUUGCCUGGUAUCCUUGUCCCCCAUACCUCUAGGAGAAAAGCGACAGGAGAAAAGUCCGACGAUGAUCACCCCCUAGCCAGUCUAGUUGCGCAUCCUUAUUUCCAUGAAAUGAACCAUUCUCUCUUCAUCCACCGGUGAUCCGGGUCACGUGGGUCUCCGCUCGCCCGACAGUGCUUAAGUAAGCUGUCAUGCAUCCCGAAGGCGGUGAGCCGGUCAC